AAUGAUUGGACAAUAUAGUAUUGUAGUAUUUUGAAUGAUUUAGUUUUAUUUUCAAUAUCUUAAUAAAUCCCAAUAUCAAAAUAAUUCUCCACGUGAUUCUACUUUGCUCUUAAUUUCGAAUGUACAAAAACGUGUAGGUUAGAAAUCAUGUUUACAUCUUGGUUAAUAAAACGCCCAUGGUGUAACAAGUUUCAAAAAAGAUACGUGUCAAAAGGCACAACAAUCGUAAAGAAUGAACACAAGAAUGGAGAACAGGAAAUCACGAAAAUUCGAAACAUCGGAAUUUUGGCACACAUCGAUGCUGGCAAAACCACUACCACAGAAAGAAUGUUAUACUAUUCUGGUCUCAUUAAACAUAUGGGAGAGGUUCACCAUGGGAAUACGGUAACAGAUUAUAUGGAUCAAGAACGUCAGCGCGGUAUAACCAUUACUUCUGCAGCGGUGACAUUUCAAUGGAAAAACUACCGUAUUAAUUUAAUCGACACUCCAGGACACAUUGACUUCACUAUGGAAGUGGAGCAAACCUUAAAAGUAUUAGAUGGAGCAGUAGUCAUAUUAGAUGGAAGUGCAGGUGUUGAAGCUCAGACAUUAACAGUCUGCAGACAAGCUGACAGAUAUGAUAUUCCUAGAAUUAUUUAUGUAAAUAAGAUGGACAGGGCAGAUGCUAAUUUUGACAGUAGUUUAAAAUCUAUUGAAUCCAAGUUAGACACAGAAGUAUUACCUACGCAAUUUCCAAUUAAAGAUAAAGGAAAUUUAGAAGGAAUUGUGGAUGUUAUUACUUUAGAAAAAUUGAUCUUUUCAAAGAAAGAUAUGGGUAUGAAAUAUUCCAGAGUAAAAUUAUCUGAGAGUGAAGAUACAACUUUAUGGGAGAUGGCAAAUGAAAAACGUAGAAGCUUAACGGAUAAAUUAUCCAACAUGGAUGAUGAAUUAGCUAACAUAAUAAUAGAACAGGAAUCUUUGGAUGCAGUAACUCCACAAAUGUUAAUUGAUUCCUUGCACAGAUCAACUAUUAGUAGAAAAGGUGUUCCUGUGCUCUUGGGUAGUUCCUAUAAAAAUAUUGGAGUUCAACCUUUAAUGGACGGCGUUCUCUUGUAUUUACCAUCACCCAAUAAAACUAAAUCUUCUGCGUAUUACCGUUGUUUUGAUGACAAUCUUUGCGCCAGGGCAUUUAAAGUCGUUCACGAUAAGCAAAAAGGACCAAUUACAUUUUUUCGAAUUUAUAGCGGCAACGUAGAAAAAGGCAUGAAGCUAUAUAACGUCCGGAAAGAAGAGAAGGAACUCGUAGGAAAAUUGUAUAUCGCGUACGCUGAUGAGUACCAAGAAAUACCGAAGAUCACACGUGGCAAUAUUGCAGCGAUAACGGGAUUAAAAAGUACAACAGCUGGAGAUUUAGUAACGACCGGUCGAACAACGACAGAACAAGCAGAAAAGAAACUAAGGGCAGAGAAAGGUGUUACAUUGGAAGAUGUAGAGAAAGUAUUUGACAGCAAUAUUAGGACGUUAGAGCCAGUCUUUUUUUGUUCAAUUGAGGCGCCAUCGUUAUCUACGCAAACACUUUUAGAGAAGGCUCUUCAGGAACUCGAAAGAGAAGACCCAAGUUUAAGAGUAACUCAAAAUGAAGAAACUGGUCAGAUCGUGCUUGGAGGAAUGGGCGAACUGCAUUUAGAGAUUAUCAAAGAAAGAAUUAGAACCGAAUAUAAGGUCGAUGCUGAUUUAGGUCCUUUGCAAAUCUCCUACAGAGAAACUAUAAAGGAACCUAUUUUAGAUACCUUUUCGACUGAAUAUAAGAUAGGAAGCGCUAAUCCAAAAAUUACAAUAAUCAUGUCGUUGAUACCGAACUAUCAAGGAAAGGAGACUUUAUUAUUAGAUAAAUCACAGAAUUAUGGUGAUAGCUUAACUGCUAUACCGACACAUAUAAUGAAGGCAGUGAGGAAUGGUGUUAAAUCAGUUCUUUUACACGGACCGAAAUUAAGUUAUCCGGUUGUAAAUAUGGGCGUUACAUUGCAUAGUUUAGAAUAUGCAUCUGGUACCACGCCAUCAUUAAUCAAUGCUGCUGUUUCACAGUGUAUUCGACAGUUGAUGAAGAAUGUUGGAAUUACACUUCUAGAACCUGUAAUGCGAGUCGAAAUUGUGGUGCCUGAGGAAUAUUUAAGUGUCAUCAUGAAAGACCUGUCGAAAAGACGCGCAGAAAUAAAAUAUAUCGAUGCCUAUAGACAAAACAAGGUGGUCCACUGCCUUAUUCCAUUGGUCGAGUUACUAGGAUACUCAAAAGCAGUAAGAAUAAUCUCAUCAGGCCAUGCAACGUUCUCGUUAGAAUUUGACCAUUACGAAGUAAUGGAUUCGAUGAACGAAGCAGAAGCGAUCAAAAGAGUUACUGGAUUCUAUUAGAAAAUUUCGAAAAUUCUAUUAGAAGAACGUGAAAUGAAAAAGAUUGGAAAAGAGACACAAAGGUGUGGCCCUUAUCGUGUCACACUUACCCUUUAAAGGAAAGAAAAGGAAACCAACAUACUCGAUUUCGUUUAUCUAGGAAACACAAAAAGCGACAUUCAUUUGUUUGCACUGGAGGAUUAUCGAAUUUACCAUCUUGAGUCGACUUAUAUUUAUAUAAGUUGCGAAAGCGAUAAAAUGAUUCUACAAUUUCUGUUGCAUUUAAUUCCUAUUACUUAAUCAUAAAUUAUUCAUAAAAGUAUUAAACAUUUAUGAAAAUUUUGUACGACAUAUGGCAAGGUACAAGUAUCAUGAUCACAUUGAUAAAGUUUAAAACAAAUAUGAAAAUGUAUAUAGAAGUUACAAGAUAUUUGUCGUACACAUACACUUAUGAAAUUAUUUAAGCAAUCAAUUGUCCAUUACUGAGUCCACCUUUAGCGUUAAUUAUAUGAUAACUUACUACCGGAAAAUCAAUUCUAAUGCCAUUAGAUAUAGAAUUUUGACGAAACAAAAAGAAAUGACUGAGGAUACUAGGAAAAGAAAAUAUAAAUUUGAAAGGUUGAAAUUCAACGAGUGAAUGAAGGUUAAUAAAAGGAAAUGCUCGCGCUAUCAGUUUUUUUAGCGGUCACGAGACUGCGAUUAUUACCACGGCCACGGCACAUUCGUUAACCGACGGGCCGUUCACCUUACCGUGCAUCGUCAGUUUGAAUAUGUCAGACGAUAUGUGGCGCUGGUGGAUGAACUCUGUAUCAUUUUGUCAGACAUGUCUGUGCAGGUUCAAGUCAACGGCUGCCCGAAGAUCGCGUCACGACAUGCUUUCGAUCGACAACACCGUCCAUCAUACUCGUGUUUAUUCUACCCAAAUAUCUAUCAUAAGAUGAUAAUAAUUCAUACUAAUGUUAAAAUAAAUCCAAAAAGAGAAGAAAGAUAAGUAAAGAAAGUUUUGAAGAAAAUUUAUAUAAAUGUCGAACGUUUUGUUAUUAAUCAUUUUUUUAGGUUAGAACGAAAUUAUAUGAAACUAUGAGAGUCCUAAGAAUCGUAUUUUUCAUGCGGUGGUUAUAGUUACUGGAAUAUAUUGUCCCGCAUUAACAUGUUGCAACGGCAAAAUGCAUACAUAUAUGCAUUGUUUCUAGAAAUAGCUGUCUACUCUCGAUUCUAGUAUCUACCGCAUCGUGCAUCGUUAAUCCAAUCGCGAUGAGAGGUAUGCAGAAACAUUGAUCGCCGCGGUAUAUGUUUUUUUCCGCGAGGCAACAAAUAUUGUAAUAAAUCAGGCUUUCCAUUUUUUUACUACUGACUAGACAUUUAUGGUAAAUAGAUAGAUAUUUGCUUCGCAAAUUAUCGUCGUGUAACCACAUCAUAGAUAAGCUUACUAUACUGGAAACUAAUAUUCACUAAUAUUCUACAAGCGUAUAUAUGUAUUUAACUUUGCUGCGUUCUUUCGCUUACCUACAAUCCAAUUGUAUCCACUUGAGUAAUGAUAAAAGAAUAUUACAUAUAUGAAUAAAAUAUGAAAGAAUGAUUAUCGUAUUUUUUUUAAAGCAUUAUAAAUCUUUAUCCUAACAUAAUAAUUUAAUAUCUAACAUAAAAAUUCGAGAAUCGCAUUAGAGUUAAUACGAACACAAUAUCUAUGGAGUAAGAAAUGUUUUACAAGACAAUACACAAUUAUUGACAUGCAUCUCUACGAGGACAGCAUUUCAAUUAUCGCCGAGAGAUUGCGAUUUUGAAAUCAAUCAAGCAGCAAGGUCAUGCAAACGUAGCAGACGAUAACAAAAAAUCAAGAUAGUAGAGAAACGGAUA
Molecule: messenger RNA, 4224 nt
Organism: Bombus pyrosoma
Lineage: Eukaryota; Metazoa; Arthropoda; Insecta; Hymenoptera; Apidae
Gene: mRRF2
Product: ribosome-releasing factor 2, mitochondrial
Exons: 5
Coding region: 148-2388 (746 amino acids)
Biological process (GO): mitochondrial translation; ribosome disassembly
Cellular component (GO): mitochondrion
Molecular function (GO): GTP binding; GTPase activity; translation elongation factor activity
Source: RefSeq, a predicted model, not a curated record